Messenger RNA from Peronospora belbahrii, 738 nucleotides. The record is from the annotation of a GenBank genome assembly. NCBI's taxonomy places the organism in Eukaryota, Oomycota, Peronosporomycetes, Peronosporales, Peronosporaceae.
AUGAUGUCGUUCUUAAUGAAAUAUCUGGAUGAUAAAAACUCUCCAGUCAAUACUGUGGCUACAAUUGUGCUUGCCUUAGUUGCGAUUCUUUUUCUUUCGGACGUGUCAACAGUUUACAAGCACCACUCAUCGGAUGAAGUACUAGGUGAUGGAAUGCGUAUCCGUCUUCUCACUGCACAGCGAGAUAUGUACAUUACGGGCUUUUGUCUCUUUUUAUUCCUACUACUACGUCUUGUGUACAUCACAUUGGCUACAAACCUUCGAUUGGAAAAGAAUCUAGAGGCUAUGAAGAAACAGGCGGAAGGGGCUGCAGCUGGCUACAAGUCACUGUUGGCAGAGAAUGAGAGCUAUAAGAAACAGACAGACAAGCUACAUGAGCUGCUGGAGGGAGAGGAAGGUGAUGAUAAGAAAAAGAAAGUGGACGCACUGGCCAGAUUGGUGCAAGAGAACGCGGACCUUGAGGAGAAGGUGAAAACCUUAGUCGACAAACUCAAAAAAGCGGAAGACCAGGUCGUUGUGGUGACGAAACAAGCGGAAGGACAAAGUUCUGCUUUUAUGAAGCUUAUGGACGAGAAGAACGAGUCAGACAAACAGCUGGAAACUGUCAAGUCUCAGGAGGUGGAACUCGAGUACCAACGGCAACAGAUUGCUAAGCUUACGGAAGAACGUGACUCUUUGAAGUUCCAGAUUCAGGACUAUGACUUCAUGUUUGCUGAAGCCAAGAAAAAGGCUGAGUAA